This is a messenger RNA of Artibeus jamaicensis (Jamaican fruit-eating bat), 4243 nucleotides long. RefSeq names its product zinc finger protein 345-like. The record is from RefSeq and is a predicted model, not a curated record. Gene Ontology annotation, molecular function: RNA polymerase II cis-regulatory region sequence-specific DNA binding; DNA-binding transcription factor activity, RNA polymerase II-specific. Gene Ontology annotation, biological process: regulation of DNA-templated transcription. Lineage: Eukaryota; Metazoa; Chordata; Mammalia; Chiroptera; Phyllostomidae. The transcript is spliced from 2 exons. Bases 114 to 2663 code for a protein of 849 amino acids.
ACAACAAGGACAUCUUGCAAAGGUCAGGAAUAGAAGAUUCAUUUUUUGAAGCAACCCUGGGUCCUUGGGAUGCAGACAGAAGUAGUCAAUGCAAUGAACAUUGGAAGAAUUUUAUGCAUAAGAUUCAGCUUCUAGACAGCCAUUGUGAAGGUGGAAAUGUCUUUGAACAAAUGUCAGAUCCCAAUACUCAUGGGGUUUUUCCUACUGUGGAGAAGACAAAAACCCAAAGUAAAAAUAUCAAAUGUUUAAAUCAAUCUUCAAAUAAUGCUAAAGAAACCAAUAUUGUGGUCAGGGACAAAGUUCACAAAUAUUUACCAUGUGGAAAAUUCUUCAAUCAAAUAUCUAAUCUAAAUAAACUUAACAAAAUAGGUCCCAGCAAAGAACACAAUUGUAAAGACUGUGGUAAAACAGGUCAUUGGUUUUCAGGUGGAACUCUGCAUGAAAAAAAUUAUCCUGGACAGAAGCCUGAUGUUUGUAAAGACUAUGGCAAAGCAACUUGGAUUACCUCAACCCUUUCUAAUCAUCACACUAUUCACACUAAAAAUGAGUCAGAUAAAGGUAUAGAAUGUGCUAAAACCUUUAGCUGGUCCUCAAAUUUCAAUGAUACUCAGAAAAUUCAUACAAGAGAGAAAUUUUUCAAACAUAGUGAAUGUGGCAGUGCCUUUACAAAGUCCUAUAAUCUUGCUCAGCAUCACAGAAUUCAUACUGGUGAAAACCCUAACAUGUGUAGAGAAUGUGGGAAAGCCUUUAGGUGUAUUUCCAAUCUUAUACGACAUCAGAAAAUUCAUAUUGGAGAGAAGCCUUAUGAAUAUACAAAAUGUGGCGAAGCCUUUAGCCGGACCUCAUACCUUACUCAACAUCUGAAAAUUCAUACUGGAGACAAGCCUUAUGAAUGUACACGAUGUGGAAAAGCCUUUAGGUGGAGCUCAGCCCUUACCCGACAUCAGAGAAUUCACACUGGAGACAAGCCUUAUGAAUGUACACAGUGUGGCAAAACCUUUAACUUGAACUCAAACCUUACUCAACAUCAGAAAAUUCAUACUGGAGACAAGCCUUAUGAAUGUACUCAAUGUGGAAAAGCCUUUAGGUGGAGCUCAGCCCUUACCCGACAUCAGAAAAUUCAUACUGGAGACAAGCCUUAUAAAUGUACACAAUGUGGAAAAACCUUUAACUCGAACUCAAACCUUACCCAACAUCAGAAAAUUCAUACCGGAGACAAGCCUUAUAAAUGUACACAAUGUGGCAAAACCUUUAACUCGAACUCAAACCUUACCAAACAUCAGAAAAUUCAUACCGGAGACAAGCCUUAUGAGUGUACUCAAUGUGGCAAAGCCUUUAGCCAAAACUCAAACCUUAUCAAACAUCAAAAAAUUCAUACUGGAGACAAGCCUUAUAAAUGUACACAAUGUGGCAAAACCUUUAACUCAAACUCAAACCUUACCGAGCAUCAGAAAAUUCAUACUGGAGAGAAGCCUUAUGAAUGUACACAAUGUGGGAAAGCCUUUAGGUGGACCUCAAACCUUAUACAGCAUCAGAAAAGUCAUACUGGUGAAAAGCCUUAUGAAUGUACACAAUGUGGGAAAGCCUUUAGCCGAAACUCAAACCUUAUCAAACAUCAGAAAAUUCAUACUGGAGAGGAGCCUUAUGAAUGUACACAAUGUGGCAAAACCUUUAACUUGAACUCAAACCUUACUCAACGUCAGAAAAUUCAUACUGGAGACAAGUCUUAUGAAUGUACUCAAUGUGGAAAAGCCUUUAGGUGGACCUCAAACCUUAUACAACAUCAGAAAAUUCAUAUUGGAGAGAAGCCUUAUGAAUGUAUACAAUGUGGCAAAGCCUUUAGGUGGACCUCACACCUUAUACAACAUCAGAAAAUUCAUAUUGGAGACAAGUCUUAUGAAUGUACUCAAUGUAGAAAAGCCUUUAGGUGGACCUCAAACCUUAUACAACAUCAGAAAAUUCAUAUUGGAGAGAAGCCUUAUGAAUGUAUACAAUGUGGCAAAGCCUUUAGGUGGAGCUCAGCCCUUACCCGACAUCAGAGAAUUCACACUGGAGACAAGCCUUAUGAAUGUACACAGUGUGGCAAAACCUUUAACUUGAACUCAAACCUUACUCAACAUCAGAAAAUUCAUACCGGAGACCAGCCUUAUGAAUGUACACAGUGUGGCAAAACCUUUAACUUGAACUCAAACCUUACCAAACAUCAGAAAAUUCAUACUGGAGACAAGCCUUAUGAAUGUACUCAGUGUGGCAAAGCUUUUAGGUGGACCUCAAACCUUAUACAACAUCAGAAAAUUCAUACUGGAGACAAGCCUUAUAAAUGUACACAAUGUGGCAAAACCUUUAACUCAAACUCAAACCUUACCGAGCAUCAGAAAAUUCAUACUGGAGAGAAGCCUUAUAAAUGUACACAAUGUGGAAAAGCCUUUAGCCAGAAUUCAACCCUUACCAAACAUCAGAAAAUUCAUACUGAAGAGAAGGCUUAUGAAUGCAUACAAUGUGGCAAAGCCUUUAGGUGGACCUCAAACCUUAUACAGCAUCAGAAAAUUCAUACUGGUGAAAAGCCUUAUAUAUGUAAUGUAUGUGGUAGUACCUUUAACCUGUCCUGUGACCUUUCUCAGCAUCAGAAAGUUCAUAUAAAUGAGAAACCUUCUAAGUGUUGAACAUGUGAUAAAGCAUUUUUACAGUCCUCAAACCUUACUCAACAUCCAAUAAUUCACACAGAAGGAAUGCCUUAUACAUGUACCUUACUUGGUAAAGGCUUUAAACAGUCCUCAAUGCCCAUUCUUCCUAAAAUAUAUUUAUACCAUACUGAAGCCUUUUAAAUGUACCUGAUGGGAUAAAGCCUUUAGCCACUUCCAACCUUUAGUAAACUUCAGAGAAUUCAUACUGGACACAAGGCUUAUUAAUGUGCACUAGGUGGCAAAACUUUUUGACAUCAGUUCAUUCAUACUGGAGAGAGACCUUACAGGUCAUCCAUAUAAAAGUAGUGUACAUAACAAGUGUUUUAAUCAUCAGAGCUGACUUAACCAACAUGAUGGACAUUCAUCUUCAGAAAAACUGUAUAAAUAUAGAGACUGUGGCAAUAUUUUAACCUAUAUUCAAAAUGUACCCAACAUUUUAAAGCUUUUUUUAAUAUUGACUUCUUUUGUGGCAUAUGAGAAUUCACACUAUAAAAAAUGGAAAGGGAAAUUGUAGAAAAUCAUUUAGGUUGACCUACAGUCUCAUUAUAAAUCGGGAAAUGCACAGUGGUGUGGAAUUCUAUAUUCAUAAAGUGAUAGUCUUUUGUGAAAUUACACAGUUCCCAUAACCCCAAAGAAUUUAUACCUAAACGUGACUGGAAAGGUAUAAAAUUUCAGGAAAAUAUGUCAUUGAAAACCAGGCUCAAAAUAUCAUAAUUCAGAGUAGAAAGUUAAUGAUAGGUUUCAGGUAUUGCUCUAAAUCAGAAUAUUACUACAGUGAAUCACACAAAGUUUAAAAAUACCAAUCAUUACUUUUCAGUGUGCUUCAAAAUGUUGAGGGGAUGGAUGUCUAGAUAUGUAUAAUCACUCAGAAUAUAAACUAUUGUGUAUUGACAACAUUUGAAAUAUUUUGAGAAACAAAUAUUAAAUUGAAUCCAGUCUCCCAACAGUUGAUGCUACUAUGUUUUCACUCCUGGUGUGUAUAAAAUCAAUGGGUUAAUUAUUGGUUCCUUAACAACUUGUGAACUGUUGUAUAUUAGGUAAGGUUUACUCAUAAUUACAUUUGCAUAGAGAUUGACACUGUAAUGCACAAUGCAUGGAAAAAAUCUAACUGAAGUUGCUAUUUUUAGGUUUCUCUGAAUUUGGUGCAUGUUACAAUGGAAGUCAUGCUAUUUUGCAUUAUAGUAAGACAUAGAAAUAGUAUAAAUUGUAACUGUUUUUCUAAACCUCCCUUUAAAGAAACUGCCAAUUUGUUAAAAUCCUGAUGUGUCUUCAGAGUAGUCAUAGUUGAAUAUUAGUUGAUGUGGUUGGAAUAAAAAGCCAUCAGCAAUAUGUGAGGGAAUAUAGACAGCUCAUCCCUCAGUGCAUAACAUUGUUACUCAUCUAUGUUUGCUCAACAGUUAGCCUCUGGUUAGAAAAACAAAGAAAACUGCACUAUGGGAUCAUAAUAUACAAGAAUAGUAACACUCCCAAAUGUUUGCAUUGAUGGCAUUGAGAAAUGGUAACACAAUUGUAUUGUGAUUUUUUUAUUUAGAUGAUGUGUGAAUUUAUACUUUUUAUGA